Phytophthora infestans T30-4 is the source of this 3075-nucleotide messenger RNA. Its product is annotated as tetratricopeptide repeat protein, putative. The record is from RefSeq and is a predicted model, not a curated record. Lineage: Eukaryota; Oomycota; Peronosporomycetes; Peronosporales; Peronosporaceae. Gene Ontology annotation, molecular function: protein binding. The coding region runs from base 1 to 3075 and encodes 1024 amino acids. The transcript has a single exon.
AUGGCGAACACAGACGACCUAAUGCAGGAGCUGUGCGGCGUGAGCGUGUCUGACAUCGACACCACGCAGAAUGCUGCACGGCAACUGCUGGACCAUUAUUUGCUCGCAACCGAGCGCGCAGUGCUGCAGAGUAACGCCAAGAACGUGAUCGAGGCUCAGCAGGCUCUCAAGGAUGACAGCGAGAUGGCUCCAGUUUUGGCAAUGGCAAAACUCAUUUGCGAGGGCGAGUACGCGGACGUAAUUCGUUUGCAAGAUGCACAGAAGAUACUACGGUCUGUGGCGCAAUUGCGGAGCAAAGAAAAGGACAACGAAGACGAGGACGCUCACAUUUGCGGCUGUAUCGCGUCGGCACUUCAGAGCUACUUAUUAGACCAAUGUGACAGCGCUGAGAGCCGCCUCGUGACUGCCUACCAGAUUAUGUUCGUCGGUGUCGCCUUCUUCGACAUGUACGUGCAGGCCAAUUAUACAGGACCGGCAUUUGAGAAGGAGACGCUGCGUGACGUGCUCGAUCUGGCCACUCGCCUCGUGUCUUCCACAGCUGACAGCAACGAUAAGAAGGCGCACAGCGAUGCGCUCGUGGCGCUGCAGGUGGACGGUGAGAGUCCAUUUUCCAUCUGCGAGUAUCCACAGUUCCUGCUCAUCGGGCGCUGCUUGCUGGACUUCGUGGGCAACCACGCGUACAAUGAUUGGUCCGUGGCUGCCAACGAGGUUGUAAGCGGCCAAAACGACAACGAAGUGUCGGAUGAUAUUGUCGAAGGACCUGCUAGACGCCAAAUUACUGGUGGAGCCGCUAUCCGUGCGCUUGGCGAGAUGUUAGAGGAGAUAAAGUCAGCUGCGUGGUGGAAUGCUCGUGCUGCUGUGGCACACGAACGUCUGCUGCUCGCUAGACAGCCAUCGAACACGCUGUGGUUUGAAGCUCGUCGUGGAUAUAUCCAGACGUUGAAGACCACCCAGCUUUUCGCCUUUGAGAAGGAUACUCAAUACCUGCUCGCUCGCGCGUACGUGGAGUGGGGUCUAGCUCAGCACUACUUUGACAAGAACAAGCACGGCAAAGCUACGUUCGCCCGUGCAAAGGAGAUUUCUGGUGUGAGCGUGCAACUCAGCGGAUCCUUGGGUAAACGCACCAAGUUCCAACAGAAGAGUGUGGCUCAGAUGGUAUUGCUGGCAGCAUCGAAGAAAGAGCCUGCGAGUGAGGAUGAAGACGCCUCCGUCUACGCCACAGCUGUGGCUGAAUCGACUCACGUGGACUUUGGCGGUAAGCAGGUCACGACAGAAGGUGAAAACGCUGUUUCGCCUGCAGACGGCCUCACGGCCGAGGAAGAGCAUAUCCAGAAGCUUGUACAAGAAGGUGAGGCUUCUUACCGCAACGUGAAUUUGGACCAGGUGGACCAAGACAAUUAUCUUCUGGAAAGCGUUGCAUUCGAAGACCGUAAGCUCACGCAGCAGGGAAAUUUGCAGAUCGUUGACCAGAUUGUGUUGUUGGGAUUAUGUCUGGACGUUAAGAACAGCAAUGCCAACGAUGGUUUGACCCGCGAGGAGAUGAUGCCGUACGUCACUCGUGUACUUGAGAACCCCAACAACUGGAUGGUAUACUCCACGGCACUACUGGAGCGAGCGUGGCUGGAAUGCGAAAGCUCAAAGCGUCGUGAACGCGCCGUGUUGCAGAUGCAAGCGCUGGUAGACCAGCACACUACACGCCUUACGAUCACACAGAACACGCUCCAGUCUAUCGCCGACUCGGCCCCAGCUCGUGAACGUAUGCAGUUUGUGUAUUCAUUGGCUUUCCCUCCACGAUAUGCACUUAAGCGUGAUCUGGCCGAGCGUUACUUCAAGCUUGGGGUUCUAGGCAGUGCUGUUGAAAUCUGCGAAGAACUCGAGAUGUGGGAUGACGUCGUCAAGUGCUACCAGCUCUUGGACAAGCCGAUGCGUGCAGAAAAACUUGUACGUGACCGUCUGGAGAUUGCGCCCACGCCGUUCAUGUGGGUCACGCUCGGAGAUCUCACCCAGGAGCCCUCACACUACGAGACGUCCUGGAUACUCUCCAAGCAGCGCUUCGCUCGUGCCAAGCGUUCACUUGGUCGCUACUACUUCGAGAAGGGAGACCAUGAAGCGGCUAUUCCUCAUUACGAGGAUGCAGUGCGUGUGGGUCCCAUGCACACUGGCGCUUGGUUCACUCUUGGUGCGAUCUCAAUGCGCAUCCACCGCUGGGCACUUGCUAUGCGUGCGUACACACGCGUUGUCCAACUUGAACCGGACAAUGGUGAAGCGUGGGGCAACUUGGGCUCUAUCCACUUGCAUAAUCAACGUUACGCAGAGGCCUUUGCGGUGCUGGAAGAAGCUCUGAAGCAGAAGCGUCAUAUGUGGCAGAUGUGGGAGAACUACGCUCUGUGUGCGAUGGAGACCAAACGCUACGGCGAAGCAAUGUAUGCAAUGCACCAGCUUCUGGACAUGCGUGCCAAGCACAAACGCCCUGUGGACAGCGAAAUGCUAGCGUGGCUUGUAGAAGCCAUCGUGUAUCCAGAGUCAUUGAAAAAAAUGCAGUAUGAGGCUGAUACCGAAGCUGGAGUCAUUCAAAAGGCCUCCUCGGACGAUGAGGAGGAUAUUGACCCCACUAGUGAGGAUGAAGACUUGGCAGAGCUUGAUGAGGCAGCGACAGCCACCGAUGCGACACCCCCGCGGUCCGACUCGCACCACAAAAAGCAACUGGCGAUGCUCUUCGGCCGCGUGACGUCUAUCGUGACGAACGACGCUAAGAUUUGGCAAGUGUAUGCGCACUUUAAUGACGGCGUGGAAGGCCGUGCCGAUAAAGCUCGUGACUGUCGACUCAAACAGUGUCGCGCACUGCAAGUUGCGGGCUGGGAGCGCGAAGAGCAAAAGGUGGAGGAUCUGUGUGCGGCCGCAUCUAAAUUGGCCGAGGACUAUUUGGCUGAAGGCACCAAGAAGGCCCUCUACUCGUGCCGUCUGUACAUUCGCGGCGUGCUUAAGAAAGCACAAGUGGACUUUGCGGAGCUAGAAGCUGUAAAGACGCUCGCCGCCGCGCUGGACGAGGUAAAUGCUCGGGAAGCGCAGCUCUAA